AUGGCGAGAUGCGGUCGGAACUUGAGAAAAGUAGCUGAGUGCAUAAAACAGUUACCGUCCACAGCCAACCGGGAUAUCCAGAACAGAAGCAACGUUAGAUACCUUUCAUCAUGCGGGAUCCUGAUGAUGCGUGCGCAUCCCCUGCUGAGUGCAGCCGUGCCAGGGCGCCCCAUCACACUGCCUACACGCAGCUUCUUCAACCUCGCAGAUUCCUUCUCCAAGAGGAAGGAGUACUCAGAGAGACGCAUCAUUGGGUAUUCCAUGCAGGAGAUCUAUGAAGUGGUGGCUGAGGUGGAAAACUACCGCCUCUUUGUUCCCUGGUGCAAGAAGUCUGAGGUGGUCUUCAAGAGAUCCGGCUUCUGCAAGGCCAAAUUAACCGUGGGCUUCCCCCCUGUAGUGGAGAACUACACCUCUCUCGUCACUACAGUACGCCCUCACCUGGUCAAGGCGUCCUGCUCAGAGGGUAAACUGUUCAACCACUUGGAGACGAUGUGGCGUUUCAGCCCUGGCCUCCCUGGGUACCCUCGGACCUGCACUGUGGAUUUUGCUAUCUCCUUUGAAUUUCGCUCCCUCAUCCACUCCCAGCUCGCUCACGUGUUCUUCGAUGAGGUGGUGAAGCAGAUGGUUUCUGCGUUCGAGCGCCGUGCCUCCAGUGUAUACGGAGCCGAGACGCCCAUCCCGCGCGAGCUCAUGUUCCACGAGGUCCACCACACGUAGCGACAGCCUCCCUCUGCUGCACAAACACGGACCCACAAACAACAACGUCAGAGAGCCCGAAGAGAGACUAUCUUUGUUCUAACUGAAAGUGCCUUUCUCACAACAAUGAAACCAUUUCCUGUGUCAGAUUUUAAAGCUGGUGUGGAUCCUCCAGCUGAUUUUCACCUUGGUGCUAAUGCAGGCUCCUGUAUCAGACCUUGAUCUGGUUGUGAAACUGAGCCCGCAGGUCAAAUGGAGGCCCCGCGGUGCGUCAGGCCAGUGCGUCAUCACUUCUGUACACAUUAGCUAUAGGGAUGCACCAGAGCAGGCACUGACACAACUGAAAACCGAGACAAAGCAAUGAUGAGCUGCAACAUGCAGAGUUUAUUCAGAUAUUUUAGAUAUUUACUUUUAUUUACUUUUGCACACAGAUUCUCUAACGUUACAUUUACCUGCACCUAACAGUCGAAGACUUGAAGAUAUUCAGUUUCACACAUGACACAGGAAAGCAAAGAGUUCAGCUGGAGCCAGACAAUGACUGAAAUUAUUCCGGAAGCUGCUGAAUAAUUGAAACCUUUCUUUUUAAGUAAGCUGCGUUUCCACCACAUGGACCAGAGCGUAGGUUAAGUUCCAGGGGAAAAAGUUUCUGCUUACACUUCUCAAAAGUACAGGAACUUCAGAGGGGAGGGGGGCGUGUGAUUGGUGGCAUACUCUGGAGUACUGAAUUACCAACAACUACUGGACAUUAUUUUGUUGUAUAGUCUAAUGCUAAACCAGCUGUCACCUAUUUAUAAAUGGACUCAUUUGCUGCUAAGCUGUAUGAAGGAACAGUUUAGUUCCUGGACCUCUGGACACUGAAUGGAAAAGCAGCUUUAAACAGAAAAAAGAACACAGGCUCCAGCUGCUUAAGUGUGUGUUGUGCUUUGUUUUGUCAAAAUGAUUGUGAAACUGAAGAUUUUUUGGUCUUGGACUGUUGGUCGCACAUUUGAAGACAUUGCAGUGCACUGUGGCAAAACACACAGGGCUUUUCUCAGUAUUUACUGACAGAAUUUGAGGAUUGUGAAAGCAAACAUUUAUUGUGGCUAGUCUAGUCUGCUGAUGAGGACCACUUGAACAUUUCUCACCCCGUAUGGUUCUUUUAGUACGAUGGAAAUGGAAAGGCAGCUUCAUUUAUAUUCCAAACACAGAGGCAAAGAAGAGCAUUAGACCAACAUCACAAUAAAAAGCAGAAGAAUUUCACUGAAUGUACAGCAACGUGACAUGUAAAGUAUAAGAUUAAAAAAAAAUGAAAGACAUAAGGAAAAAAAAGGUCCCAGUGAGAGACGAUACAGGAUGUAGUGACGCCAAAACAAAGUGACACAGUUUCAGGGAAGCACAAGGUUACUAAUGAUGCCCAAAAGCUUUCCUGCCUUCCAAAAUGCACUUUACACUGUGCACACAGCUGGGACAUACUGUGCCAUAACAUUGCACCUUGAACUUUGACCCUCUCGCUGUAUCUGCCAUGACAUUGUAGGUCAGAAUGGCCAGAAAAGUACACACAUACUCCGUACCCCCUCUGGAUACUGUAGAACAUCCUGGUAUUUUGGCAUUUAUACUUUUGUGGUAAACUCCAUAAUAGUGUAGUAUGAGUAAUGGAAGUCAGAACCAACACCACUGAAAUCCCAUAUCUUUGUACCAAAGGUAGAGUAUGUGCCCAUGAUGGGGCACAGAGAAUGUUAUAAAUCCCCCGUUUUAACAGAAACUCUCACAACAAACCAACAUGUUGUAUCAUAGCCAGCAGAUUAGACACUCGCUGGAUGUCUAACUGCUGACAGACUAAGCUGCUGUUAUUUAGCUGCUUUAUUUUCAGUGUGGAUGGACACUGGACGUCCAUCAUUAGUAACUGAGUACUCAGUUAGACAGCAGUGGGUGGAGAUCUUUGGGUUUAAGUGUGCAAUAGCAGCGGUGUGUUGUAGUCAUGCUGAAUGCAGCCGAGCAAGCGUGUAAAACCCACUGCUGAUGUCAGGGCCCAGAGCGGCUGCUAGGCAGGAGCCAGAGCUCGUUUUAUCAAACUAAUGAGAAUUAGUUUUGGUUGUAGUGUUGUUUUUGAUUUCACUCCUGCUGUAUGCAGUUUAGCUCGUUUCAAACUGAGGAUUUUUGAGAUUUAAAAAACGCUUUACAUUACUUGCUGAAGUGGCUGCAUCUUUAGUCACAGUUCUGUUUAUUUGUUUUUGUUUUUGGAGCUAGAUGUUACCAUGUUUGAACAAGAGCUGGUUUAGUUAGCAAGCUAAAGUAACGCUCUGUCACUAUUUAAAACUACUCAGAUGUUUUGGUUAGUUGAACUUCUAGGAUGUCCCUUUCAGUGAGAUGUGUUCAGUCAGGGUCCACUACAACUUCUUUCAAAGUAGCCACUCUCUAAAUGAACGAGUCAUACACUCAUUUAGAGUGUCUCUAAAUCACCUCCAUGUUCAGGUGUUAUGAAGGGAGAGUUUUUUUGUACCAGGCUGUAAACAUGUUUUUUUUCUGCUGUAAAGUUUUUAACAUUUUUAACAUGGAAGUCUAUGAGGAUUGGCUCACUUUUGGGGCCAGCCUCAAGUGGCCACUAAAGGAACUGCACUGUUAGGCAGUUCAGCUUUGGCUUCAUUCAUCAUCUCCCACCAUGUUAUUAGCAGCCUCCAUAUAUGGUCAUAAAUGUGCUUCAUGUUUGACCUCUGACUGAUGUCAGAGUGGUUGCUCCUUCAGUGUUGACCCCUCACAGCCCAGUACAAAUAAACUGAGAGUGAGAUCUAUGGAGAAUGUAAAAGGACGUAGCCCUGAACAUGUAUGCGGGCUCAGUCGCCCCUACUGUUGCUUUGCUUCACACUGGCACCUUUCAGUUAAUCAUGAAUGUCAACCGCGUCCCACCAGCCAAUUGGAAAAGCGCAACCUUGACUUCUUCUUAGUUCAUUCAGUGGUGUCUGGUUCUGCAGGAUCACGUACUUGUGUGUAUGUAAGGAUUAUUUAAAGGUAACUUAAUUUGUGCUGAAUUAGCGGUGAUAUGUUUUGUAGGCAAAUACAAAUCAAUAAAAAGGGAAUUGGCUGCAAGGGAAUACAACUGUGCUGCAAGACUUUCUGUUGAUCAUGAAACAAAACCGUGAGAAAAUGAUACUAACCCUGAUAAAUGCUAACCUAAAGAAGAGAAAUCAAAUGUUUAAAUGCAACACAGAGAUUCAGAGAGUGCAUUCUGAUCAUUAUUAUUAGCAAACAGCUCAUUGUUUAGUCAGAAACAGCUUUUACCAUUACACAACCAGCAUGUUACUUGUAGCGGUUUGAUAAGAUGGGGCUCAGAUCAGGAUGUUUCAGUGAUGAGUCCGCUGACCUGAACCCUUCCACCUGUCCAACACACAGCACCCACAGAGUGCCUCCAGACCUGCUGGCAACAUAUUUAUCUUCAUUUGUAAAGGAACAAUAUACUCAUUUUAUCAUAUUUAUUACUUAGUUUAGGUGUAAAUGCAAGCACUUCACUCUGGGAGCCACAUGUUAGCAUUUAGAAGCAGUAUUCCUAAUACAAUGUCAUUUUACAGCACUGGGGGAACUCCUCCAUCAGUGUUGCUGUAUCAGUAUCGUCAUGUUUAUACACUGCUCUGCAUUUGCCUUUUCUCUGCUUACUAUCACUGCUUUACUGCUUAUGAAUGCUAACUAAGGUGGCUUCAUGUGAAGUGUAAGUGUGUAAAUACUAGUUUUAAGAUCACAUUAGAGCUAUACACUGCUGUUAAAGAGUAUGAUUAUGGAUUUGUGUCAGCUUGUUUCAUGCGAUGUGGAAAGGACGUUUUGUUUGUGUUGAAAAACGUGGACCGACUGCAUGAUUUAUAAAGUAUUUUUUCUAAAAAACAAA
This is a messenger RNA of Oreochromis aureus, 4549 nucleotides long. RefSeq names its product coenzyme Q10B (gene coq10b). The transcript has 5 exons. Gene Ontology annotation, biological process: ubiquinone biosynthetic process; cellular respiration. Gene Ontology annotation, cellular component: mitochondrion. Lineage: Eukaryota; Metazoa; Chordata; Actinopteri; Cichliformes; Cichlidae. Bases 1 to 717 code for a protein of 238 amino acids. Gene Ontology annotation, molecular function: ubiquinone binding. The record is from RefSeq and is a predicted model, not a curated record.